CUUUUACUGACACACCCAAAAGGAGAGGAAAAGAAAUUGUUGACUUGUCACUUCUGCCUAAUAAGUGACUGGAUUUUAUGGCCUCUGCUGGAGAAGCUACCUGGAUGGUUGGAAAUGGAGCAGCUCGUGCUGCACCUCUGCUGAGCAAGGCUUUCUGCAAGGAAUACAAGCAUCGAGGUGCCUUAAGUUAAACCAUAUGCAAGUUGCACUAGUUGUUGUAACUGUACUGCUGAAACCACUCCAGACUUCUCCAGGGCUUUCCAAGGCAGUAGCUCCUCACACAGUUUGGAUGUUUCUGAUUGACAUUUGAAUGUUUUCAUCCAAUCUGGUGUGGCUGUGAAAAGUGAGCUUUUCCCUGUGAAGUUCAUGGUGGGCUUUGCAGCCUCACUUCCCAGUGUGGUCUGUGCUAUGGCAGCGACCUACAGGCUGAUGGUGACUUCAGUGAACUGCUACAGCAGCGUGGUGGUAGAGCAGCACUCCCAGCACACUGUGCACUACUGCACAGGCUCCUGCCAGCUCCUCAAACAGGGACUCACCUGCAUAGUUGCACACCACAGUGUCUGUGCAGAGCUCAGUGUCCAAGAUACCAACCUGGACCAUAAAAUUCCUGUUCCUGAAAAUGGUCUUGCCUUGGCUGGAAAUGAGGACUAUCACCAAAUCCACCCAAAUAAUCCAAGAAUCAAGAAGGGCUCUUCAGUGCAAGCAUCCAGCAGUUUAAAAGACAUUACUGGUGAGGCAAUAAACCUUGCCAGUGGUAAAAUAAAGGAAUUCUCCUUUGAAAAGCUAAAAAACUCUUCCAGUCAUGUGGCCUACAGAAAGGGAAGGAAAGUUCGGUCAGAAUCUUUCAGCAGACGAUCCUUUGAUUUUGACUUGAUUUACGGGCACUUUAACAAUGAUGAGAACUGCCCUCCAUGUGGCUUUUUGCAGAGUCCCUCACCUGUGGAGAAAUGGCAGGAGAGCAACGAUGCUCCAGAAGUCACCAUGAAUCCUGUGGUUCCCUUCAGCCCUCAUUCCUUCCCUGAAGAAAACUUCAUUACCCAGAUUUUAGAAAAACACAAGCUAGAUGGUUCUUCUGGUGGGGACAUUAAGGUGUGCCUGGACAUCUUGCUCAAGUGCUCAGAGGAUCUGAAAAAGUGCACAGACAUAAUCAAACACUGCAUCAAAAAGAAGUCUGCAGAUGUUGGUGGAGGGAGCAGCAAUGAUCCCCUGGCUAAUUCAGAGAUGAUAUACAUGAAUCUGAUGACAAGAUUUUCUUCCUACCUGAAAAAGCUGCCCUUUGAGCUGAAGACAGCGGGGCAGAGAGAAGCAAGUGACUGGGCAGAGCUGGUGAACUGUUUCCAUGGUUUGCAGCAAACUCCCUUUCCCCUGGUAUUUGGUGAUGAGCAGCCACCCAGGUAUGAAGAUAUCAUUCAGCUGCCAUCCUCAAGUGCAGUUCCUCUCGUUCUACCAGGUCAGAGUGAGGUGACAAGCACCUCCCAGUCCAUCCAGACAGGUACUGUGAGCUUCACCUCUAACUCCCUGCCCGGUGUCCCUCCAGAGAGCAGCGUGAGAGCUGUGAAAGAUGCUCUACCUCAGUCACCAGCCCCGAGCCCCUGCGACUGCACAUCUGCCACCGAGGCACUGUACAUCGAGGAGGAGUCUGAUGGGCACAGAGCAGCAGGGACAGAGAAGAAGGCAGAGCAGAAGAGGGGCUGGCAAAGCCUGGAGUGCAGCUAUGAGCGAGCAUCAGACCUUCCUGCUGAUGCUAAAGCAGAGCAGGCCAGGGUGGGAGAUGCUCCAGAGAAAACUGCUCCUUUAAAACCAGUGUCAGAUCCUGUGUUUUGUGGUGCCCAAGCUGCUGUCCCCAAGGGAGCCCAGACAUGCAGUAGAGUGGACAAGGAGGAGAUAGACAAACUGCUGCUGGACUUGGAGUGCUUCUCACAGAAAAUGGAGAGUACUCUGAGGGAACCCUCUCAGAAGGAGGGUGAACCUGCCUCACUGCAGCUAUCUGGCAGGCAGGGUAGACAGGCUCCACCACUGGCUCUUGAGCCCAAAAGUAAACCUGCUGAUCCCCCUUCUUCUUUGUCAAAAAUCAUGGAAACCAACGGUCAUAAAAUGGAAGAGGAUGACAAAGCCCUUUUACUGCGUAUCCUGGGAAGCAUUGAGGACUUUGCCCAGGAGCUGGUGGAAUUCCAGACAGGCAAGGGGAGUUUGUCCAAGGAGAGGGAAGUGAUGCAAAUUCUCCAGGAAACUUUAGCAACUCCUUCACAGUCCCUACUUGCAGGGCAAAAAAGCCAUGUUGGGGCCACUUCCAGAGACUCUGUUCCAGCUUCAAUUCAGCAGGCCCCAGAAGUAAUAAAGGCUCAAAGUAAACAAGAGAAGAAGGCAGGAACUUCAUCCCCAGCCCCUCUGCAGCCUGUGGUUAGCACUUACACUCCUCUGCCUGUGAAUAAAGCCACCAGCAGUACCCCUGUGCCCAUAAACAUUCCACGUUUCUACUUCCCUAAAGGACUCCCAAAUGUCUGCACUAACCAUGAAGAAAUCAUUGCCAGGAUUGAAGAGGCCUUUACAGAGUUUGAAGAUGAAAAAGCAAACAUCUGUGAAAUGGGGAAAAUUGCUAAGAUAUGUGGCUGCCCACUCUACUGGAAAGCACCUCUGUUCAGUGCGUCAGGGGGAGAGAGGACAGGACGUGUCUCUGUGCACUCUUUCGUUUCCAUGUGGAGAAAAAUCCUGCGGAACUGCCACGACGAUGCCUCCAGGUUCACUUCCCUUCUGGCAAAGCCUGGCUGUGACUGCCUACAACAGGAGGACUUCAUCCCACUGCUCCAGGAUGUGGUGGAAACACAUCCUGGCCUCACGUUCCUGAAGGAUGCUCCGGAGUUCCAUUCCCGGUAUAUUACAACGGUUAUACAGAGGAUAUUCUACACAGUCAAUCGAUCCUGGUCGGGGAAGAUCACUCUAACAGAGCUGAGGAAAAGCAACUUCCUGCAAACUCUUGCUCUCUUGGAAGAAGAGGAUGACAUAAAUCAGAUCACAGACUACUUCUCCUAUGAGCACUUUUAUGUUAUAUACUGCAAAUUCUGGGAGCUGGAUACUGACCAUGACCUUUACAUCAGCCAGAAGGACCUGGCUAGGUACAGUGAUCAAGCUUUGUCAAACAGAAUCAUUGAGCGGAUAUUCAGCGGUGCUGUGGUGAGAGGCACUGAAGUUCAAAAGGAAGGACGCAUGAGUUACGCAGAUUUUGUGUGGCUCCUGAUUUCGGAGGAAGACAAAAGGAGUGCUACAAGCAUUGAGUACUGGUUCCGCUGCAUGGACCUGGAUGGGGACGGGGUGCUGUCCAUGUACGAGCUGGAAUACUUCUAUGAGGAGCAGUGUGAGCGCAUGGAGGUGAUGGGCAUAGAGCCACUGCCCUUCCAGGACCUGCUGUGCCAGAUGCUGGACCUUGUUAAGCCAGAGAGGGAAGGACGAGUAACCUUGCGAGACCUGAAGAGGUGCAGAAUGGCUCAUGUGUUCUUCAACACCUUCUUCAAUUUAGAGAAAUAUCUGGACAAUGAACAGAGGGAUCCCUUUGCAGUGCAAAAGGACAUGGACAGCGACAGCCCCGAGCCCUCAGACUGGGACAGGUAUGCGGCUGAGGAGUAUGAGAUCCUGGUGGCCGAGGAGUCUGGGAAUGAGCAGCUCCAGGAGGGAUCAUGUGAAGAAGACUAUGACACAGAUGAAGUCUUACCUCCCCCUGAAACUGGAGACAAGUCAGACAAACUAGUUAUCUCAGAUCUCUGAGCAUAGAGAAGUGGUAGACAGCUCAUGUCUUUCAAACUGGAUAGCAUUCAGUCCCAAGGCACUUGGGGGUUUUCCUUAAAUCUGUCAUUGGAACAAUGUGCUUUAUUUUGUACACUGAAACUUGAGACCCCUUUUUGUCUUCCUGUGUAAUUGCAAUAAGGUAAUUUCUAUGAAAAGGCUUUUUACAAUGUAUUAUUGUGCACACUCACUGAAAAUGGUGAUUGCACCUUGUUUCAUUUAUAUAUAAAUUCUGUUAUGUCCCCAGAUGUGCAAUAAAUGCCAGCAUCUAACGAUUACCUGCAACAGCUGCAUGCAACAUCGAUAGUGGUCGUUUCUCAGUCAGUUCUGUCCUAUGCCACUCUGUCCCCUUGGCUUUAUACCAGGAGUGACAAAAGAGCUGCCAAAUUAACUUAAAUGUGUGUCUAGAAAUCUUUUAAAACAUAGGUCAUAGUGAAGUUCUUUUUUUCCUUCCUGUCCUGGAAAUGAAGGGAAUGUGCCUGUGCAUGGGGAGAGUGAAGUCCCUUUGUGCUUUGCCCCCAAGCUCUUAACACUGGCUGCUGGACUGUUUCACUGCUGUGGAUCUGAGAGCAGUUUCAGCACUAGACCACGUCACGUUCUCUAGGAAUCUGAGAUAGAGUUACCUGUUCUAUGUUCCCUCCUGUGCUGAUCUGCCUCUGGCCAGAGCUUUGUCUGUGUAGAUUUCUAUUUGGUGGAAGUGUUUUGCAGAGUAUUCACAGCAAAUAUGGAUCUCUGCUGUUGAGCUACCGUGUUGAGACUGCUGUGCUUGGUGUGCACCGGUUCCGUCCAUUGCUGUGUUCUCCUCCUCUCCUGUAGUCUUCUUUAACCUGUAGCCAAGAGACUAAGCUGAGAUAAUGAAAAAAAAAACCACCUUCUUUUAACUAGUAAAGGAAUUAGUCUGUAUUAUUGCCAGAAUUAAUUUUUCUCCCGGCUCAGGGAGGAAAUGCUCUAACUAAUGAAUUCUUGCUUUAAGUGCAAAAUUAAACCAUCUUCUCCCUAGAAUCAAAAGUGGUAUCUCUGCUCCCAGCACACACUGCUGCUGCAGCUGUCCCCUCCUGGCCAGCAGGAACUGUCUGUGGUUCAGCACAGGGGUGAUUAGAAUAAAUUCUUAAUUUUAGCCCUCAUACAAUCAGGUCUGGGCCCUCCCAUCUGUGCCCAGUGUGUAAUGCUGGGCUGCUGUGUGUGCACUGUAUCAUCUAUCUCCUGUUACCUCCCUGUGAGAGCCUCAAGCUGUGCCUCCUGCCAGAAUUCCUGGGAGAUGCCUGCCCUGUUCCCAGCAGGCCCCUGCUGCCCUCCCUGGAGGCAGAGCACAGCCGGGCAGUGGAGUGUCCCCAGGGACAGGACAGGAUCCCUGCGGUACCUCCAGGGCUCAGUAUCCAAAUGAGGAAUGGGCUGAUCACUCCAGUGCAGUCUGGGCUUUUCCAGGAGUCUCUGAAGCCCAAGCCCUGCCUGCCACUGCCCAGGGGGAUGUGCUGCUGCCUUCCUGGGGUCAGAAUUCUCCAACAAUCAAACUCGGUAAGAGAGAAGGGUUUCAGUUGAAAUGACCAGAUGCACGCACACCGCCCAGGAUCCUGGACUUGGUAUUUGGGAAACUUCUGGAUGCCCACGUUGUUAGCAAAGGCCCUGCCAGGUGAUCUGCAUCCCAUAGUAACAGAUGAAGCAGGGAGCACUCUGACCAAGCCCCUGGAAUGCAGCAAGCACACAGUGGGUCUGGAUGCCUUCUCCAUCACUGCCAUAACCUCGAAGGGAAAAUCUUCCCUAGGGUGAUUCCACAAAUGCCCAAAUGCAGAACCACUGAGGAACUGACUGUGGGAAUGGACACAGGAUGCAAGUCCCACAGCUGCUGCUUGUAACCUGCUCCAGCCACGUUUCUCUGAGAAGAACCUGGGCACAGCAGGAGUUCACCCGUCUCUCACUGCCCAGAGGGGCCUUUCAGUUUGAUGUCCCUUUACAUCUCUCCAAAGACUCAGAUUCCUCAAAAGGAACAAAGAAGAACCUAACCCCAUUCUGGGCUGAAAUAGAGCCCUCAUGGUCCUCCAGCAGUAGCAAUACUGCAAUGUCUCAUUUGCCAUUCUGUCAUCCACCACUUCAGGGUCUUUCUUAUCUGCCUUUUGCAGAGGGCCUUUAACUCAA
Molecule: messenger RNA, 5910 nt
Organism: Poecile atricapillus (Black-capped chickadee)
Lineage: Eukaryota; Metazoa; Chordata; Aves; Passeriformes; Paridae
Gene: PPP2R3A
Product: protein phosphatase 2 regulatory subunit B''alpha
Exons: 13
Coding region: 367-3759 (1130 amino acids)
Biological process (GO): protein dephosphorylation
Cellular component (GO): protein phosphatase type 2A complex
Molecular function (GO): protein phosphatase regulator activity; calcium ion binding
Source: RefSeq, a predicted model, not a curated record